Messenger RNA from Saccostrea cuccullata (small rock oyster), 477 nucleotides. RefSeq names its product myb/SANT-like DNA-binding domain-containing protein 4. The record is from RefSeq and is a predicted model, not a curated record. NCBI's taxonomy places the organism in Eukaryota, Metazoa, Mollusca, Bivalvia, Ostreida, Ostreidae. The transcript has 4 exons. Bases 1 to 477 code for a protein of 158 amino acids.
AUGAACUGUCUUACGAGUACAGAUUUAGUUACAGAGUUUGAUUUAGAGUUACAGAGUCAGUAUUUAGAGUUACAGAGACAGGAUGUAGAAUUACAGAGUCAGUAUUUAGAGCUACAGAGACAGGAUUUAGAGCUACAGAGACAUGAUUUAGAAUUACAGAAGUUACAGAGAAAGGAUGUAGAAUUACAGAGUCAGUAUUUAGAAAUAUACAGCAAGUUUUUAGAGUUACAGAGUCAGGAUUUAGAGUUACAGAGUCAGCAUUCAGCAUUUAGUCAAUAUUUGUUACAGAGACAUGAUGUAGAGUUACAGAGACAGGAUGUAGAAUUACAGUGUCAGUAUUCAGAGUUACAGAAGUUACAGAGACAUGAUGUAAAGUUACAGAGUCAGUAUUUAGAGCUAAAGAGUCAGUAUAUAGAGUUACAGAGUCAGGAUUUAGAGUUACAGAGUCAGUGUUUAGAGGUACAGAGUCAGUAUUAA